CCAAGUGGGUGUCUAUGGCUCAGCUUCCAGGAAAUGCAAGAGUGAAAUGAAAACAUGCGUCGCCAACUGGACUACAGCUAACCGAUGACAGAGACUGAGACAUGUUGUCGCUUGUUUUAAAUGCUGCUACGGUAUUCUUAACAUUGGCUGGAGCGACAGUGGUUGUAGCUGUGCUCAGCGAUCCCAGAAAUGUCCGUCUAACCUCCACGAACAUGAAUUUGGUACUGAGGUGGGAUUCACCUGAGGGGGACACCAGCGACCUUCUCUACACCACAGAAUGCAAGACCUCUGUCCGAAUGUGUCACGUGGGUUGUGUGAACAUCUCAACCCAUGAAUGUGACUUCAGCAACCUCAGCACCUCCCUCAGUGUGUAUGGAAGGUAUAUAGCCAGAGUGCGGGCACAGCGAGGGGCAGAGAGCUCUUCUUGGGUGGAAAGUAAACCGAUCACCUUGGAGAGUGAUACUGUGAUUGGUUCACCCAACGUGUUGCUCUUUUCGAAUGGAGCUACAAUUGAAAUUGCGAUUAAAGAGCCGGCAUUUGCAAUCUCAGACUUCAGGAGCGUCUAUACUACUGCCAGCUACAACAUCACCUACUGGAAAGAUGGCCAGAAUAAAAAGGCAAGAAGCAUCAGCAGUGACCGAAGAAACCGAAUGUUUCUAAAUGACCUGGAACCCUGGAGCAAGUAUUGUGUCCAGGUACAAAUCAUUGCAGAAGGGAACACCAAGCCCAGCAAGCCGAGCAGUCCAGUUUGUGAGAGCACCACCAGUGUGAGAGCAGAGCUGCCUCCACCACAGAAUGUAGCCUUGAUUACCUUGAACACCAAUUACACACUGAAGUGGGACUGGGACGAGACUGCUUCAAAGAGUCGAGAUGUUUCUUUCUCUGCAGAAUAUAUGGCGAUAUACAAGCUAGAAUCCAAGACAAGACACAACUGGUCUGUUGCCUGUGAUAACUCUCCUUCCAAGUCGUGUGACUUCACCGGGUGUAACCUACUCUAUUUGGGCAUCUACAUGCUUCGUGUGCGCGCCAACAAGAAUUUCAGUCACUCCGACUGGGUGGAAAAAGAAUUUUGUCCUGAUAAGCAUGCUGCAAUUGGUCCACCAUCCAAAGUGGAACUAGCUCCUGCUGAAAACAACCUUGAUGUUUAUAUCUCUCCUCCAUUGACCAGUUCAAACCACUCCAUGAAGGAUACACUUUCAAAAUUGUACUACUACAUUGUGUACUGGGAACAUGGUGUAGACAAGCAGGCCCUGCAACCCCAAAUUGUGAAGACCCUUUCUAACAUGGUGACUUUGCCAGACCUGAAACCUUGGACAUGGUACUGUGUUCGGGUCCAGUCACGUUCUGACUUUCCCAAUAAGAGCAGCAAAUUUUAUUUCCCCCAUUGCAUUCAGACUGAAGGAAUUAUCCCUUGGUGGCAAACUCUUCUGUACUUCCUGGGCUCUUUGAUGAUGAGUGGUUCGACUGUGCUGCUGCUCGUGUUUAUUCUCUUUAGUUGUUACAAGACGUUCAAGGCAACAUUCUAUCCCUUGAUCCAACUUCCACCAUUUUUCCAAAAGAGUCAUCUUGACGGCCUUGGAUCUGAUAUUCCAUGUCUCCUGUCCAUGGAAUCUGAAGCUGAAGGCUUUUGUGAUCAAGUCACAAUAUGUGCAAAGCCCAUGGAUAGUCACUGUCCUUCUUCAAAGGUUCCACCGAUGUCCCCUUUAUGUUUGGAGCCAGCUAGCAGUGGUCGGAACAGUCAUCAGGACAGAAGGUGAAGCAGCGAUUCUGGAGUUUACGCCACAGAAGGCAGGAAAUGCCAACAACAACAGCAGCUAAACAACAGUCAAUCCUCCUCCGAUGACUUCGAUCUGGUGAAAAUGCACAAUGUGACUCCAGGGCACAAUAGUCAGUUUGGGAUUACAUUUGAAGGCGUUAUAGACCUUUGUGCCUGAAGAUGUGCAAUGGGAACUCUGAGGUGAAAAAAAAUAAAAUAAAAAAUCGCAACAAUGGCACAUUUCCCCACAAAAAAAUGUUGUCGUAAUCCAGCGCAUACAACUUAAGAGGGUCCCCUUUAUUGAGAUUCAGGUGUGUUUAUUAUUUUCAGAAAAAUGUAAAAUGUGGUUUUUCUAGUUAUGCUUCUUCCAUCAAGGGCAGAGUAUUAAAUCAUAUCAAAAAUACUUUUUCAAGGUCAGAUUUAAAAAUAUUUUUAAAUUCAUCUGAUGGCUCGAGAACAGUGAUUUCCAAACAUUAUGGAGCCAAGGCACAUAUUUUACAAUUGAAAAAUGUCACGGCACACCAAUAAACAAAAAUGUCACAAAAAGUAGAUGCACAGUCAUUACUGUAUGUACUUCCUGCCAUCUAAUAGAAGAGCAUAUCUUUGUUCUGUCUGUCACUAUGCCUCACUGGCAUAAAUAGAUGAAUAAAUAUACAUUAUUUCUUGGAAAUAAAUUAUUUUUUUGAGUAAAAUUAAGUAAAAUUUGAUCAUUUCCCUCGGCACACCCGAAGAGCGCUCACGGCACACUAAUGUGCCCCGGCACACUGGUUGGGAAUCACUGCUCUAGAACCCAGUUGCAAACCAUAACUGCCAUUUUGAGAUAAUUAUAUAGCAGUUAUACUGCAGUUUAAUCAAUAAAUGUACAGUAACUCAGAAUAUGUCGUCUGCAUUUUCAAUCUAGCAUCCUCCCGUAUUCAGCUAUCGUCGGCUGUGGCACAACAUAAGGCAGUCCCUCCGUUUAUUCGGCAUUAGCGCUCACACACACUGACACAUCAUUGUUCGGUGUAUUGCCGCAUAUUUUGCUAUUUCACUGUUAUAUAUAUAUAUAUAUAAAUAUAUAUAUAUAUAUAUAUAUAAAUAUAUAUAUAUAUAUAUAUAUAUAUAUUUUAUAUAUGUGUGUGUGUGUGUGUGUGUGUGUUUGUGUAUACAGUCCUGCUCACCAUUGCUGGCACACAUGUAGUUUCAGUACUAAAUGUAAAUUAUCUCCUGAAGAAAAUGAAUCAAGGGAAAAAAAAUUCUAUAGAAAACUUGUUUGAUACAAAAGAGCAAGUGAUGAUAAUUUAUGGACAGAUGAAACGAAAAUAGAGCUUUUUAGCAAAACGCACAGUGUCUUGACAGAUUGCACCAUGAAGCCUUUAAGGAAAAGAACACCCUGCAAACAGUCAAGCACGGUGGAGGAUACACAGGGCUGUGGGGCUGCUUUUCUACAUCUGGUACUGGAGCCCUUGACUGCAUCACAGGUAUCAUGAAAUCAGAAAAUUAUAAAAAGAUUUUAGAGCGAAAUGUCUUAGCCAGUGCAAGAAAACUUCAAAGAUCAAAGGUCCUCCAGCAAGACAAAGACCCAAAACACACUGAAAGCUCAAAGGAAUGGUUUCAAAAGAAAGAUUGACUGUUUUAAAAUGGCCAGCAAUGAGUCCUGAUCUCAAUCCAAUUGUACACAACACAUCAAUAUGACCAGAACAAAACAUUUGUGAAUUACAGAGGUUGAAAUCAAGAUAUUUGUUCUGAGAAAAAUGUCUCCUGAACUGCUGUGAUGAUACCUUGAUGUCACUUACAGAAAUGACGUGGGUUUUGUUCUGUUUUGCUUCCAGUGGUCGGAACAGUCAUCAGGACAGAAGGUGAAGCAGCGAUUCUGGAGUUUACGCCACAGAAGGCAGGAAAUGCCAACAACAACAGCAGCUAAACAACAGUCAAUCCUCCUCCGAUGACUUCGAUCUGGUGAAAAUGCACAAUGUGACUCCAGGGCACAAUAGUCAGUUUGGGAUUACAUUUGAAGGCGUUAUAGACCUUUGUGCCUGAAGAUGUGCAAUGGGAACUCUGAGGUGAAAAAAAAUAAAAUAAAAAAUCGCAACAAUGGCACAUUUCCCCACAAAAAAAUGUUGUCGUAAUCCAGCGCAUACAACUUAAGAGGGUCCCCUUUAUUGAGAUUCAGGUGUGUUUAUUAUUUUCAGAAAAAUGUAAAAUGUGGUUUUUCUAGUUAUGCUUCUUCCAUCAAGGGCAGAGUAUUAAAUCAUAUCAAAAAUACUUUUUCAAGGUCAGAUUUAAAAAUAUUUUUAAAUUCAUCUGAUGGCUCGAGAACAGUGAUUUCCAAACAUUAUGGAGCCAAGGCACAUAUUUUACAAUUGAAAAAUGUCACGGCACACCAAUAAACAAAAAUGUCACAAAAAGUAGAUGCACAGUCAUUACUGUAUGUACUUCCUGCCAUCUAAUAGAAGAGCAUAUCUUUGUUCUGUCUGUCACUAUGCCUCACUGGCAUAAAUAGAUGAAUAAAUAUACAUUAUUUCUUGGAAAUAAAUUAUUUUUUUGAGUAAAAUUAAGUAAAAUUUGAUCAUUUCCCUCGGCACACCCGAAGAGCGCUCACGGCACACUAAUGUGCCCCGGCACACUGGUUGGGAAUCACUGCUCUAGAACCCAGUUGCAAACCAUAACUGCCAUUUUGAGAUAAUUAUAUAGCAGUUAUACUGCAGUUUAAUCAAUAAAUGUACAGUAACUCAGAA
Messenger RNA from Phyllopteryx taeniolatus (common seadragon), 4473 nucleotides. Its product is annotated as interferon alpha/beta receptor 1b-like. Bases 102 to 1757 code for a protein of 551 amino acids. The record is from RefSeq and is a predicted model, not a curated record. The transcript has 12 exons. Gene Ontology annotation, molecular function: protein binding; interferon receptor activity. Lineage: Eukaryota; Metazoa; Chordata; Actinopteri; Syngnathiformes; Syngnathidae.